Molecule: messenger RNA, 1653 nt
Organism: Marasmius oreades (fairy-ring Marasmius)
Lineage: Eukaryota; Fungi; Basidiomycota; Agaricomycetes; Agaricales; Marasmiaceae
Exons: 6
Coding region: 1-1653 (550 amino acids)
Cellular component (GO): mitochondrion; cytoplasm
Molecular function (GO): ATP binding; ATP hydrolysis activity
Source: RefSeq, a predicted model, not a curated record
AUGCAGCUUCGACGACUGCAGAAAGAAUUAAACGAUUACACCCCAGUUGGAGUUUCUUCCUAUGCGUACUGGAGUAAGGAAAGAGAUACCGAAUCGUCCCAGAAUGACAACUGGUGGUCUUCAUCCGCCGAUACAAAAUCCACAGGCGAACAAGAUCCAGUGUCAGUGACCAUCUUCAAAGGCCACGCAGAAGAACUGGCCACUCUUCAAUCGCCUAAAGGCCUCCUUUUGACAGGACCUCCUGGUUCCGGGAAGACAUUCCUGGUCAACCUCUGGUUCGAUACAUUAGCGACCCCGUACAAGACGCGAAGACACUACACCGAACUCGUACUCGAGAUAUACCGUGCAGUAUGGGAGAUAACCAGACAGCGAAUGGCUGAACACUCUACUAUUACAUUCGAGAGUGGCCCCAGCUGGAAAUCGCGCACACUUUCGGUGUUCGGGUACGUCUCCAGCAGCGACAAGUACAAGAACCCCCCCAUGGCCUAUGCGGUCGCCAAGAGACUCAUCGUACACCAUUGGCUUUUGGUGUUCGAUGAGAUACAGCUCUUGGAUGUCUCGAGUGCAAGUCUGUUGGCCGAUGUUCUUUCGUGGUUUUGGAGGAUGGGCGGUGUGGUGGUGGGAACCUCUAAUAAGGUACCGGAGGAUCUGUAUAAGAAUGGUGUUCAGAGGGAACGUUUAGAGCCGUUCGUAGAGGCUCUCCAGGUGCGGUGUCCCGUUUUGAAUUCGGAGGCUCAAGAUCCUGUGGAUUGGAGGGUGGUACGAGCGGGACAGGAUCCGUUUAGUACUUGGUUCAUCGCAGGAGAAGAGGCGAAAUUCGAAGACGCAGUGCUUUCAUUGAUCGACUCAUCAGUCGAAACUCGACCGUCGAAGUUGACAGUCUUCGGUCGCGCCUUGGUUGUUCCAUGGUCUCAUGGAAGUAUUUGCAAAUUCACUUUUGCCGAGCUUUGCGCUGAAUCUUUGGGGCCGGCAGACUAUAUCACCAUUGCAUCGACAUUUCGCACCAUUAUCAUUCAAGGUGUUCCUAUCCUUAAAUUAUCCGCCAAAGACAAAGCACGACGCCUCAUUUCCCUUAUCGACGCCAUGUACGAGGCCCGCUGCAGGAUCAUCGUUCUCGCCCAGACCACCCCGGAGAAUAUUUUCUUUCCUGACGCCCCUCUUGAUGCCCAGUACCAGAUACACGAUGAUAUUAUGAUGGCUGAGACAGUUGCAGAGACGAGGGACACUUAUCGUCCAAACGUGUCGUCGUACAAUUCACCGGAGAUGAGAGAGGCACGUCCGGAAAGAAUCAUGCCGUUGGAUACUUUGUCUAUAUUUUCUGGCAAAGACGAGCAGUUUGCGUUCAAGCGUGCAUUGUCUCGAUUACUUGAAAUGACGAGUAGUGGUUAUAACAGAGAUGAAGAAUGGUCACCUCUCCCCCUUGAUUCACGACAAUGGGAACAAACGAGGGUACAACCUACACGCACGGAUAUAACAAAUGUGGCAAACUACCAUAGAGAAGCACCUCAAGAUUCCCAGGUUCCUCGAGACUUAAAACCUCCUCCCAUAUUAUACGACCACCACGUAUGGGGCGUGCGUGACGAUUGGGGAAAACGUGCAGGGAAAUGGGGUAAAGGCGCGAAGGCUUACGAGGAGUCGGGUUCUGGAGUAUAG